This is a messenger RNA of Menidia menidia (Atlantic silverside), 5112 nucleotides long. The record is from the annotation of a GenBank genome assembly. Lineage: Eukaryota; Metazoa; Chordata; Actinopteri; Atheriniformes; Atherinopsidae.
CUCUGGUAUCCUAUGUCAUCAACUCACGGCGCUUUGUUUUUCUUGCGAGACAAAUCACGGAGGGAAUUGUUUUUAAUUUCCUUCAAACAGUCCGGUUUAAGUGGACCUAGCGAUUAGCUUAGUUUAGGACAUCCAAACGCUGAAAACUCGCGUUGUAAAGCAGAUCUUGUCUUUUGAAAAGUGAUGUGUUUGUAUGGUGAAAUCAGCUCAACGGUAGGCUAGCUAGCCUCUCCGAGAGGGUGUCCUGAUUGGAGCGGAAGGAAUUCCAAGCACUGGGAAGAACGGGAGAAAUCUCUGCUGGGAUGUCUUAAGCAACUUGGAAAACAUUGGGUUUUAUUACUCCACCUGGAAUCGUAAGGCUUUGGGCCUUAAGUAUGUGUUCGUUAGACUGAUAUCGAAUUCCAAGGAUACUUUGGAGGUUUUUUUUUUACUGUUCACCUACCAGUGGAGCGUUUAGCUAGCCACGUAGCUAUCCCUCAGUAGGAGGACAUUUAAAAUGGCGGAAGGUUGGCCCAUUCCUCCUGCUCUUGUAGUCAUGCUGCUGAGUUUGAGUGCUUGGGCCAGUGACUCUUGUCCUUCUGCGUGUUCGUGCAUAAAAGGACAAGGUGAUGUCCAUAUUUUGGACUGCAACAGGAAAAGGCUAUCGACCGCUACCCUUAACCCUCCCGACGGAAUAACUGAUGUCACCAUGAACCACAAUGAGCUGACUGUGUUUCCAUCUUUCGGAGAUGUUUCCUCGAACAUUACCUCGCUCUCAUUAGUCCACAACCGGAUCUCUGAGCUGUUGAUGCAUCAGCUGCAACCAUAUGUUUCCCUGGAGACGCUGGACCUGACAUCUAACUCCAUCUCUGAGCUCAAUGUCGGAUCCUUCCCAUCCAUGCAGCUAAAAUAUCUGAAUUUAAGUAACAAUAAGAUCAGCAUCCUGGAGCCCGGCUGCUUUGAAAACAUUUCCAGCUCCCUGCUGGUGCUGAGGCUGAACCGUAACAGAUUAGUAGUGCUGCCACCCAAAGUCUUCAAACUUCCACAGCUUCAGAUCCUUGAAAUGAAACGCAAUAAGAUCAAGAUAGUGGACAGCCUGACAUUCAAUGGGAUGGAUUCACUAAAGACUCUGAAGAUGCAGAGGAAUGGCAUCACCAAGCUCAUGGACGGAGCCUUUUUUGGACUGAACAACAUUGAAGAGCUAGAGUUGGAGCACAACAACCUGACCGAAGUCAACAAAGGAUGGUUGUAUGGCCUGCUCAUGCUGCGUAUCCUGCGAUUAAGCCAGAAUGCUAUAGGUGUCAUCCGACCAGACGCCUGGGAGUUUUGCCAAAAGCUAGAGGAACUAGACUUGUCCUACAAUCAUCUGACUAGACUUGAGGAGACAGCUUUCAUUGGAUUAGGUCUCCUGGAGAGCCUCAACCUGGGAGAAAACUCCAUCAGCCAUUUGGGAGAGGGAGUUUUCAGCGGCCUGGCAAGUCUGCGCACCCUAGAUAUCCGCUACAAUGAAAUCUCCUGGGCUAUUGAAGACUCCAUUGGUGUGUUUGAUGGAAUGAAGAAGCUGAGCACGCUAAUUCUACAACAGAACAAAAUCAAAUCAAUCACCAAGAAGGCAUUUGAAGGCUUAGAGGAGCUGGAGAAUCUGGACCUAAGCAAGAAUGACAUUAUGUCCUUACACCCAGAGGCGUUGUCCCAUAUGAAGCUGAAAGUAUUUGUUCUGAACACAAGCAGUCUGCUGUGUGACUGUCAUAUGCAGUGGUUGGGUCCCUGGUUGAUGGAGACCCAGUUCCAGCUGUCUGUCUCAGCUAUCUGUGCCCAUCCAGCCAAUCUGCUUGGUCGCAGCGUCCUGUCUAUCAGCCCAGAGGAGUUUGUUUGUGAUGAUUUCCCCAAACCUCAGAUCACAAGUCACCCAGAGACGUCCGUGGCACUACGGGGAAACAACGUGACUCUCAGUUGCAUUGCAUCCAGCAGCAGCGACUCGCCGAUGAGCACGGCAUGGCGGAAGGACGGCGAGGUGCUGCAUGACGCAGAAGUCCAGAACUACGCCCGCUACCAGGAGGGAGAGCUCAUUUAUACUACCGUGCUCCACCUGCUUAAUGUUAACUUCACUGACGAGGGCCGUUACCAGUGUGUGGUCUCCAAUCACUUUGGUUCUAACUACUCUCGCAGAGCAACGCUUACUGUCAACGAGCUGCCCUCCUUCCUAAAGACUCCGAUGGAUCUAACAAUCCGCGCUGGGACAAUGGCCAGGUUGGAGUGCGCCGCUGAGGGCCAUCCAUCCCCCCAGAUCGCUUGGCAGAAGGAUGGAGGCACCGACUUCCCCGCAGCCCGAGAACGCCGAAUGCACGUGAUGCCGGAUGAUGACAUAUUCUUCAUCUCCCACGUUAAGACCGAAGACAUGGGAGUGUACAGCUGUACGGCUCAAAAUGCAGCCGGCAGCCUGUCGGCAAACGCAACUCUCACUGUCCUCGAAACGCCGUCCUUCAUGCGGGAGCUGGAGGACCGGACGGUGGCCGACGGGGAAACGGCCGUGCUUCAGUGUAUAGCCGGCGGCAGCCCCGCUCCGCGCCUGAACUGGACCAAAGACGACGGGCCCCUGGUGCUCACAGAACGCCACUUUUUCGCAGCCGCCAACCAACUCCUCAUCAUCGUGGACGCCGGAGCAGCCGAUGCUGGGAAAUACACCUGCAUCAUGUCUAAUACUCUGGGCACCAAGCGCGGCCACAUCUACCUCAGCGUUUCACAGUCCAAAUGCGAUACCAGCACAGGCUACGACCAGGAUGGAUGGGCCACUGUCGGCAUAGUGGUGAUUGUGGUGGUGUGCUGUGUAGUCGGAACCUCUCUGGUGUGGGUCAUUGUCAUCUAUCACAUGCGCAGGAAGAGUGAGGACUACAGCAUCACCAACACCGACGAGAUCAAUUUGCCAGCAGAUAUCCCCAGCUACCUGUCCUCUCAGGGCACCUUGUCAGAGCCUCAGGAAGGCUACAGUAACUCUGAGGCUGGCAGCCACCAGCAGCUCAUGCCUCCCCUUUCCAACGGAUACAUCCAUAAAGGCACAGAUGGUGUAUGUUAUGGAGACACGUGCAGUGAGGUGGAAACCGAAGGGAACGGCAUGCUGCACUGCAGGAUGGGCUCUCUCUUCACUGGACACAGCAGCUUCCAUCCUGGGGAGUCUCGUGACGGACUUGGAGGUGCCGGAGGCCAGCUGGUAAUCUGCUCCGACUGCUAUGAUAAUGCCAACAUCUACAGUCGUACAAGGGACUACUGUCCCUAUGCCUAUCAGGUGGAGGAUGAUGCCCUGGAUAGGACCCUGCCAGGCCUAAAGGAGGUCAUAAGUGAGCACGCUCAGGCUGAAGACGCAGCUUUGGGGAGCUUUAUAGGCACCUCCCAUGAUAAAAGGAUAAACAACUACACUUCUCCAGAGCUCUAUGUUAAUGGCUCCCUCAGCACAUCGUUCUGGAGAGAAGAUCCGUCCUCCAUACUCCAGUCCGGAGCGUCCCACCUGUCGGCGAGCGUACACCGGACCCCUCCUCCUCCCUGUGCUGCUGAUGGGGCCGCAGAACACAGCGAAACGGACGCUAGCUAUUUCCCAGGCCAGAGCUCCCAGGACCACAGAAGUGCCUCUUGCAGGACUACCACACACGAGCAUCUGGCUCCCACAUAAGGUCUUUACACUCACUUCCUGCCUCUGAUUGUUGCUGCGCCUACUCCCCUGUGCCCGCCGCCACCCCUCACCCACUACCUCCAAACAAACACCUCACAUUCUGCCAAAGAUGCUCUCUUGUAUGUUUACAUUCCCCUUUCCGCUCAAGAGCAAGAGGACAUGCUAACCCCAGCUGUGGAUCCACGGCUGUGUCCAUCUGGAUAAUUUAGCCCAUGAUUAAAGUGGCCUCCAUCCCACCCCCCGCCCCCAUUCUCCGGGGGGGGGACCCCUUCUUUCCCCUUCUUCUUUGGUCUCUUACGAGAGAAAACGAUGAAUGUAUGCUUCAAAUAGCCAUGUCAGACGCUGUCAUGAGAGACACGGCCGCCUUUCCAAAAGCUCGUCUCUAGAUUCCUGUAAUGCAGACACAUGUCGGAGCAGCCUGCGUGACUUUAAAGAAAAAGCACUAAGCACCUCUGCUCAAAUAGGGGGGGGCAAGGGAGGUUGAACAAGGGACAAAUUAAGCUCCCCGACCAGCAGUUUUUGGUUGAUGGUGUUGAAAAGAUCCAUGAAGGCUCACCUUCCACAGCCAUGAUGACAGACUUUAUGCAGAUCCCAGAGACAGUGACACCAAAAUGUGGUGUGUAUUAUGGAAAUACAUAUAUAUAUAUACAAAAAUGUGUACGAAUAUAUCAUAUAUUGUCUAUUCGGUUUUCCUUUUUCGUUCCAUAUAAAGCAUAAUUGUUCAUUUUAUGAUUUUAUGUCUUUUAUAAUAAUGAGCAGUUUGGGAAGAAAGUGUACUUUUUUUUCUUUUUUUUUUAUCUCUCUCUCCUUUGCACAUGAGACAAUCACAGUUUUGCUGGUUAUUUUCCGACGGUUGUCCAGUUGAUGGCCUUUUUUUUCCCAGCAUUCUCAGAAACCGUGAUCAGGUGACUAUGUGAUAUCGAAUUUUUUCUUUUUCUUUCCUCUUGAUACAGUAUGCACUGAUUUGUUAGCCCUUUCCCUCCGUGUUACUGGCACUUAACAGUGACUAACUUAAUUAUGCAGUUUACAUGCUGUUUAUUUCUUCCCCCCGCUGUAAAGAUUAACUUUACAGGCAGCAAUCCUUCCAUUAUUUUUAGGUUUUCAUUUGGACUGUGAAAAAUGAGAAUGUAUUGUAUAAUUUGAUGUGUAUGUAUGUGUACAUAAUGUUAUUAUCUAUUGAAUUUGAAGCUCUACUGGUACAUUUGAGGUCUAAGCCGCAUCAGCUUAAAAAAAGGAAAAAAAACAAACAUCCAGUUUAUUAGUUUCAAGCCCACACUGUCCCAGCAUUACCCACAAAGUUUAACGUGUAGGUUUCGGUAACGGUAAUAACGUCUUCUUUAUAUCUGGGUCUUACUGUUCCCACCAACACUAAUCCAGCCGCUGCACAGCACCGUUUACAAAUGUCAGUUAUUGUGUUGUUCUGAAAAUGGAAAUUGCUUUUUUUUUUUUUUUUAUGUAAAAUUCUGCUC